AUGUCGCCCAACGACAGUAUCAAAAUAAGACGUCAGCUGGGCUUCUAUAAGAAGCAAAUUCAACGGCUAUGCUCGACCGCGACGCUCACUGCAAAAGAAUAUGACGUCAACGCAAGGCAGCCCAAUUUCGAGAGCCUCGAUGACGAUGAAAUCGAAGCAUUCCGACUCGAAGUCACUACAGUGCGCCACAACUUACUCAAAGCUUAUUCGCAAAUAACGAAACUCCAUGAUGAAUGGGUUCUCCUUCAAGAAACCGAUCCUGCUGAAGUUCAACAAUUCAACAACUACAUCUCCAAAUAUGGUGAUUAUCGAAACACAAUUACCGAAGCGGUCGCCAAACUAGAAGAAAUGGAUCUACUCCUAAGCGCGACUGAUAAAGAAUGCCAUCGCCGGCAUUUGAGUAUUUCCUCGGCAUCUUCAGCAGUAACCAUACCAGAUGAAAAUGGUCAACGUCAUCAAGCAACAGCCGCAAUCGCCCCAACGGCAGCACAGGCAUCAUCAUCACAACUACAAGGUCCUAGCAAUUCGCUCCUCAACUUUGUCGACGCCUCUAUACUGACAAAACUGGAACUGCCAACCUUCGAUGGUAAUCUUCUCGAGUAUCCCGAGUUUGCAUCACGAUUCGCUACCCUCGUCGGCAACAAAACACAAUUGGACAACACUACGAAACUGUCAUUGCUCAAAUCGUGCUUACGAGGACGUGCACUGCAGUCAAUCCAGGGAUUGUCAAUGACACCAGAAAACUUUGCAGUCGCCAUGGACAUUUUACGGACCCACUACGACGACAAGGUUACCAUGAGGCAUAUUCUCUACACUAAACUUGCACAACUUCCCGACUGUGAUCCGGAAGGACGAAAUUUACAAACACUCUACAAUCGCAUGUUUGCUCUCGUUCGACAAUUCGCUAAUAGCAACGACGAUUCGAGUGAAGAGGCGCUAGGAGCAAUAUUGCUCAACAAACUACCUGCACGAGUGAAAAGCAGAAUUUAUGACAUGACGACACACUCCCAUAAUCUCUCACCAAGUGAACUUCUACGCCUACUCACGGAUAUUGUUCGCAAGGAGUCAGUUCUCUUCGAAAUGGAUUAUCAUUCCAAGUCAAACCAGACACCACAUAGCCAGCAUCACGGCUUCCAUGUCAUCGCGAAUCCGAAAAAUCAACGGCAACUACAAGCAGUCCGUUCCAGACAGAAACUGAAGCUAUGUCCGUACUGCAGCCGCAAUCACCUACCAAUUUUCUGUGACUCCUUUGUGACACCUCAACUCCGAAGUCGCCGAGCAAAAGAACUACGUAUGUGCUUGAACUGCUUAUCAAAUCAACACUUGAUCAAGGAUUGCCGUUCCAAGCGCACCUGCAAGUUUUGCAAUAAACGUCAUCAUACAUCCCUCUGCUUUUCACAAUCCCGCUCGCCACAGCAGAACAAAUCUGCAGGAGAAAGAUAUGCAGCAACUCGCACUUCUCAUCCGCGACGGGUCCAGUCAUUUCAACAAGCAGCCAACGUUGCCGAAACAAUUUCUGAGGUAACAAUCAAUCCAUCCGCUUCUGUCUCUACAAAUGCUGAUGUCGCAAUCACUGCGUGUACGUCUAUCGCUCCAACAAAACCAAAAUCUCCUACGCCCACUUCUCUUAUGUGCACUCCGGUACGCCUUUUCAAUCCUUCCAGUCCCUCCUUGGAAGUCACAGUAGCCGCAUUUUUGGACUCCGGUUCAAGCCAGUCAUAUAUCACAGAAGAGCUAGCCGAACUUCUUCAUCUUCCUCCCUUAUCAACGGAAGACAUUUCGAUAUCGACUUUCGGCACUAUCACUCCUUUACAAAUGAAAUCAAGCAAUCACGUUAUUGGAGAAAGAUAUGCAGCAACUCGCACUUCUCAUCCGCGACGGGUCCAGUCAUUUCAACAAGCAGCCAACGUUGCCGAAACAAUUUCUGAGGUAACAAUCAAUCCAUCCGCUUCUGUCUCUACAAAUGCUGAUGUCGCAAUCACUGCGUGUACGUCUAUCGCUCCAACAAAACCAAAAUCUCCUACGCCCACUUCUCUUAUGUGCACUCCGGUACGCCUUUUCAAUCCUUCCAGUCCCUCCUUGGAAGUCACAGUAGCCGCAUUUUUGGACUCCGGUUCAAGCCAGUCAUAUAUCACAGAAGAGCUAGCCGAACUUCUUCAUCUUCCUCCCUUAUCAACGGAAGACAUUUCGAUAUCGACUUUCGGCACUAUCACUCCUUUACAAAUGAAAUCAAGCAAUCACGUCAUUGGUAUUCUCAUGAAAAAUGGAGAAAAACACUUGAACGUGAAAUCAGUGCCAACUCUCACAGGCCAUUUGAGACAUAUCCAUCACGUCGAAAACACCAAGAAUGGUGAAGCAGUCACUUCAACAUGCAAACCGUCCAUCCUCAUCGGCAAUGACUACUUCUGGGACAUGGUGCUUUCAGAUAAGUUCUAUUAUGAAAUCCUUCCCAAUGGAUAUCGCUUACUACAUACGAAUCUUGGCAAAAUUUUUGUUGGAAAAGGCAUUCAAUUAAGAAACAUUGCCUCAUAUUCUUCAUUACUCAACGACGACAUUGCCAAUCCAGCCUACCAUGAUGAAUUAUCUCGCCUCGUAACCAACUUCUGGGAACUAGAAGCUGUCGGCAUAUUGGACAAUCCUGCUCAAAAAGAUGACGAAACAUGUCUACAAUUCUUCAACAAUACCAUUACGUACGACAACAAGGACAAGCGGUAUGUUGUUAAGUUACCAUUCAAAACGGAUCCAAGACAACUUCCUGACAACUUCGCGUUGGCCUUCUCAAGAUUCUCUAGCCUGGUGAACUCGCUGAAGAAUAAGCCAUCCUACAUGAAAAAAUAUGACGACAUAAUAAAGGAUCAACUACAGAAGAAAAUCAUUGAGGAAGUGCCGCCGUCGGAAAUUUCAAAAUCAUCACACUAUCUUUCCCACCACGGAGUAAUAACUACCGAAAACGACGACAUCAAAAUAAGAUGCGUCUUUGACGGUUCUGCUAAAACAAAAGGACACCAAAGCAUCAAUGAAAUGCUCUAUCGAGGUCCCGUACUACUACCGGAUCUGGCAGAACUCAACAAGUUCUUCGAAACAGAAGAAAAUGAAAAGGUUCCUGAAAUUCAAAAACUGCUUGGAAUCCAUUGGCACCUAUCCAAGGACAAGCUGUCAAUAAAGUUGCCUCGGAAGCCCCCAAACGACGGUAUAUGGACAAAGAGAAAGAUUUUGAAAGAAGUUGCUAGCAUUUAUGACCCACUAGGGUUUCUGACUCCAUUCACACUCAUCGGCAAACUAUUUCUCCAAUCACUCUGGAAAGACGAUAUCGGAUGGGACGACGCACUAAACAAAGAACAAACUAAUCAAUGGCAACUGAUCAUCAAUCAAUGGACAACCUCUUCACUACAACUUGACCGUCAAAUCGUCAACAUAGAAAUGCUACCUACAUCAAGUUUCGACCUACACGUAUUCACAGAUGCGUCUGGGCGAGCUUACUGCGCAGUUGCAUAUCUCGUCCAACGUUGUCAGAAAAAACCUAACAAAGUUUCAUUGCUAAUGGCAAAAUCAAGGCUUGCGCCACUUCAUCAAACAAUCACCAUCCCACGCCUAGAAUUAUCGGCCAUUGCCGUUGGUGCGAAGCUACUCACAUUCCUGACGCAGCAACUCGAUCUCCAACUUCGUCAAAAAUAUCUAUGGACUGACAGCACUGUUGCGCUGACAUGGACCAAAACUAACAAAACUCUCCCAGUGUUUGUUCGAAACCGCGUUAGAACAAUUCGUGAACUCACCACAGAUGUCGUCAUCCGCUAUGUCCCAACAAAAGAUAAUCCAGCCGACAUCGGUUGUAGAGGCGCCACUAUCGCAGAACUACAAAAUUUGCCUCAGUGGUGGAACGGACCGACCUUUCUGACUCAAGACGAAGCAAGAUGGCCACCGCUAUCGCCCUCAGAAGAAAAUCCUAUAUCCCAAGAACAAGAUGAACCGCAAAUAAUUUCAUCAGCAGCCCUACAACACUCUCUUCAUAGAAGCUCAUUAGUGGAUUCAUCACGAUUUAGCACAUGGACUUCAUUACUCGAUGCAAUGAUCUUUGUGCUACGCUUUAUCGUAACUAAAUCCACAAAAGCUGCAUCAUUCUUUGGAAGAAGUCGUGCACUUCUACGAGUUCGAGCAGAGCGAAUCUUGUUCCGUGUCGCACAACAAGAGGACCCUCCGUCAGUAGAGCUACAAAAACAACUUAAUCUCUUCUACUGUGAAGAAACACAACUCUGGAAAUCUCAAGGACGAAUCGACAAUGCCCCCUUGCCUAGAGAAGCUAAAACUCCCGUAUUUCUUCCUGCCAAGAAUCACGUUACUGACCUCUUCGUCCUACAUGUUCAUUCUCAAAACAACCACUGCGGCGUUAACCAUACACUCACUGAAAUACGUCAACAAGUCUGGAUACCUAAGGGAAGGACAACAGUGAAAAGGAUCUUGAGAAGCAUCUGCUUCUACUGCAAAAAAUUCACAUCGAAACCAUACCAGCUACCGCCAUUCCCACCGCAUCCCAUCAGACGAGUCACUCCACCUUCAUAUCCUUUCCAAAAUGUGGGAAUGGAUUUUUUUGGACCAAUGCUCUACCGAACACCAGACAAUACGACGGAAAAAUACUGGACUCUUCUACUCACAUGUUUGAAUACUCGCGCUGUUUAUGUCGAUGUAGUCCUCAAUAUGAGCAGCCACGCAGUUCUACACGUGCUGAGACGCUUUAUCGCUACCGUUGGUUGCCCAUCAUGGAUCCUCUGCGACAAUGCACAAUCUUUCAAAGCUGUAGCAGAAUGCUAUUCGACCUUUCCCGAAGGCCACAUGGACAACGACAUCAUCGACUACUGCUCUAAAAAACGAAUUCAAAUCAAGUUUAUCCCAAGUUUGAGCCCUUGGCAAGGAGGCAUAUAUGAAAAAAUGGUGGACGUCUUCAAGAAGUCUUUCAAGCAUUCCGUGAGAAAUCGUCUCCUACAUAUGGAAGAUGUGAAGACAUUGAUGAAAGAGGCUGAAGCCAUUGUGAACACUAGACCCUUGACCUACGUUGACGAUGAGAUCAACUACUUCCCACUACGCCCCAUCGAUUUUCUCCGUCCGCAUGCACGACUAGCCGGACCCUAUCCUCAAGAAGACGACUUCGAAAGAUCUGUGCAAGUGCGACUACCAUCUAAAAAGGUCAUCACACGUCCACACAACUUAGUUUACAAACUGGAAAUACAACCUGAGGAGUCGACGCUCUCACCUCCGCAACCAACAUCUAAACCGUCUACCCACCCAAUGAUCACAAGAUCAAAAACAAGACUUCAGUCGGCUUCAAUGUUUGUCACAUUACUAAUGUGUAUUCAAGUCGUCGGAGCAAUCAACACCCGCUGCCCCGAUGAGAUGAACACCAAAAAAGUGAUACUCUACGCCACGACAUGUGUAUCCCAAGGAAUCGCGAUCGCCAGAUAUAACGAAUCCAAUAAAGAGAAAUUCUGCUGGUUCCCACUUACCUGUCCUCAAGGAGCUAUAAGAUUCGAAGGUCCAGGAAAACCAAAUCUUGCACUCUGUGGAGAACGAUGCAGAUGCCCAUCAUGGUCUCAAUCGUGCUCUUUUACUAAGAAUUGGAGAACCUCGAUGUCGACAACCAACUCAAUACCGGAGCACAUUCAAAAUUAUCGGCCACCAUAUGUGUGCUCAUUUACAAAGUCAUCAACUUGCGACUCUACCAAAAAAAUCGGAGUUUUCAAUCAAAUCCAGUUAUUCGACAACAGCACAUUUAUUGUAGAGACACUCACCUUGAGCAUCCAAGAUUACAUAGAUGAGAACGAUUUCAUUUGUGUGGACCGCAAAGGAUGGAUAAGGCGCAAGACCCGAAGAAUAACAGGAACAUCACGUUUUUGCGAAACGCACACCUGUCGAAAUGAUGCACAACUCUUUUGCACGUAUGACAGCCCAAUCGCCAUUUUCGUCAGCAAUAACGCACCGUCACAUAACAUACCGCCCAUAACAGUGAAGGCCUGGGGAACCAUUACUAAGACCUACUAUGGAUACCCAUCAAAGAACACAACGAGAUGGAACGAGUCUUCAGUCCAAGCAUCAAUACACACACAAUGCUCCAAAGGUGGUUUAACAAUUACAAGCAAUACAUCACUUCAACUAGUGGAAUUGUGCGUCACGAGCUACUGCGUGUUUCUGAAAGAAGUCACAUCACAGCAGGUUCUUUUCCCCAACAUUCUUAUCAUGUAUGCUUAUGAAGUUCGACUGAAAGUCUGGAACUACAACAACGUCAUACACGAAAAACACGUCAAAUGUGAAGCACACCCAAUAUGUGAGACCCUACAAUGUUUACUGUGUUGGGAAUGGAUAUACAACACGCAGUGCUGGACGUACCGUCAAAGGGCGUACCUCAUAAUAUUCUUCAUACUCACCGUGCUCAUAACUCCACCUUUGUGUCUACUUCUAAAGCUACUUAUCAGAACUUCGUACCUGAUGAUACGUUCGCUUCGAUACUUCAUCAAAUGUGCAUGGAAAAGGAAAAAGCACAAGGAGGCCAACUUCAGAAGAUAUACAAUUCGACGACGACACAAUUCUCAAAAGAAACUCUUCACAUGCACGAUCAUGAUUGUCCUUCACAUCCAGCUUAGCAAGGAAUGUUCCCAGUUUACGUCAAUAACAGCGGACGAACAAAUUUGCACCAUAACUAACGAUACCAGGAACUGCGUUUUCAAUCAAGCAACAAUAAUCACGCUGCAACCACUACAACAAGAAGCAUGUCUGGAACUUCAAGAUUACCAAAGCCAACAUUUGGGUACCAUAAUCAUUACCCUACUCGAGAUACAAUACCAAUGUCAUAAACGCAUUGAAUUUUUCUCACGAGAUCAUGAAAUCGCAUCAGAAUCGAGCCAUCGCUGCUUCAUGACGGAUAGCUGCUCAAAAAAUGCCUGCGACAAUAUCAAGACGACAGAUACGUUGAAAGAGUUUUCUUCUACUGCGAACAACAACCCAGGUUUCACAUAUUGUACCCCCACAUGUGGUUGCUUACUCUGCAGCGGCUGUUUUCUAUGCCAUCCAAGCUGUUUAUUUCAUAGAAUCUACGCCAAACCGACUUCUUCAUCAAUAUACACCAUUUUCAAUUGUCCCACUUGGGACCUAACAGCCAUCGCGAAGAUCACCUUGACUCAAGGAACCAGUACAACUUCAACACAGAUAUCACUCACUCCAGGACACACAAUUGUAUGGAAUGAUCUACGGCUCACACUCAUCGGAUCUAUCACGCCUCAACUACCAAUACUUAGUUCAACAUUCAUGGAAACCAGUGACAACAUCGCAAUCGUCAAAUCUGUUCACAAGGGACAACUUAUACCUCACACAGCCGGUCAGCUCCAAUGCGCCACAUUACAAGAUGCCAAAGAUUUUCGAUGUUUGUUCGCAAGCGAAUCUUGCAAAUGCGCGAACGGAUUCCUCAAAGUCUCAUGUAGUUGCCCGGAUGGAAACAUGAAAAGAUUAAUGGAACCUUCACCUCUACCACAGGCAGGAAAAAACUUCCUUAUUGUUCACAAUAACGGACACAUUUUCGCAAAACUCAACAUCGGCUCCGCCCUUCAACUACACAUUGUAAUGGAAAAUCUGAAACUCAUUGCGCAACAGCACAAGAGCUCCUGUAUAUUUCAAACGAGCGAUUUAACCGGGUGCUACAGUUGCAUCCCAGGAGCGAUAAUGGAUCUCGCCUGUACGAGCGAUGAAGGAGAGGUGACCGCCCUGAUCACUUGUGAGGACCAAUAUCAAAUUGCCAAAUGCACUCCACGCACAAAACUCAACAAACUCGUUUUUCACUUUUCUACCAGUCACGUAUACACUUCCUGCUCUGCUUCGUGCCCGGGAGGGUCUGCCAACAUAACCAUCAAAGGAACUCUGGCUUACGUGGACGAUAACCUCAUCAGCCGCGGAUCGAGUGUUGCCAGCGAAAGAAGAACUGCUUCAAGUGAUACGUCAUUGUAUGCAAGAAUAGUAACAAAAUUCACCACUCUCUUAUCAGACAUCACUCAUUCUGUGCAAUCCUUUUUUCUGAGUCUUGUGACUGUGAAAAAUGUUCUCUUAUUAUUCGUAGUCUUGCUUAUUCUGAAUCUUAUCUCUUGUGCCUACCGUACUAUUUUUCACACGGUGAUCUUAUCGAAAAAGAUCCACUAG
Ostertagia ostertagi is the source of this 8172-nucleotide messenger RNA. The record is from the annotation of a GenBank genome assembly. NCBI's taxonomy places the organism in Eukaryota, Metazoa, Nematoda, Chromadorea, Rhabditida, Trichostrongylidae.